CCCCCCUGCGGUCCCUCCCACUUUUCCCAAACAAAGCUCCCGGCAACUUUCUCCCGGUCUUGCCCCGCCCGCCCGCGGCUCCCCUGCCCAGGCCGGGAGGCCCAGAUGGGGGAACCCCGGACUGGGGCCCCCCUGGACGAUGGCGGGGGCUGGACGGGCAGCGAGGAAGGCAGCGAGGAGGGGACCGGAGGCAGUGAGGGUGUUGGAGGUGACGGGGGUCCUGAUGCAGAGGGCGUGUGGAGCCCUGACAUCGAGCAGAGUUUCCAGGAGGCCCUGGCCAUCUACCCUCCCUGUGGCCGACGAAAGAUCAUCCUGUCCGAUGAGGGCAAGAUGUAUGGCCGGAAUGAACUCAUUGCCCGUUACAUCAAGCUGAGGACAGGGAAGACAAGAACUCGCAAGCAGGUCUCCAGUCACAUCCAGGUUUUGGCUCGAAGGAAAUCGAGAGAAAUCCAGUCCAAGCUAAAGGACCAGGUCUCCAAGGACAAGGCCUUCCAGACCAUGGUGACCAUGUCGUCGUCGGCACAGCUCGUCUCUGCACCUUCCCUGCAGGCCAAGCUGGGUCCUUCUGGCCCCCAGGCCACUGAGCUUUUCCAGUUCUGGUCAGGGAGCUCUGGGCCACCAUGGAAUGUUCCAGACGUGAAGCCGUUCUCACAGACAGCGUUCUCUGUGUCGCUGACCCCCCCAUCCACUGACCUACCAGGGUAUGAGCCGCCCCCAGCCCUCUCACCCCUGCCCGCACCUGCUCCGUCUCCCCCAGCCUGGCAGGCUCGGGCCCUGGGCACCGCGCGCCUGCAGCUGGUGGAGUUCUCAGCUUUUGUGGAACCACCGGAUGCAGUUGACUCGUUCCAGAGGCACCUGUUUGUCCACAUCAGUCAGCAGUGUCCCAGUCCCGGAGCACCACCCCUGGAGAGUGUGGACGUGCGGCAGAUCUACGACAAGUUCCCUGAGAAAAAGGGUGGCCUCCGGGAGCUGUACGACCGAGGGCCACCCCAUGCCUUCUUCCUGGUCAAGUUCUGGGCGGACCUGAACUGGGGCCCAAGUGGUGAAGAGGCAGGGGCCAGUGGAGGCAGCGGCGGCUUCUAUGGAGUGAGCAGCCAGUAUGAGAGCCGGGAGCUCAUGACACUUACCUGCUCCUCCAAGGUCUGCUCCUUUGGCAAGCAAGUGGUGGAGAAAGUGGAGACAGAGCGGGCCCAGCUGGAGGACGGGCGCUUUGUGUACCGCCUCCUGCGUUCCCCCAUGUGUGAGUACCUGGUCAAUUUCCUACACAAGCUGCGGCAACUGCCGGAACGCUACAUGAUGAACAGUGUCUUGGAGAACUUCACCAUCCUCCAGGUGGUGACAAACAGGGACACUCAGGAACUGCUGCUGUGCACAGCCUACGUCUUCGAGGUCUCCACCAGUGAACGCGGAGCCCAGCAUCACAUCUACCGCCUGGUCAGGGACUGAAGGGGCCCACUGCUGGGUUUCCUCACAACACCCCCUUCCCACGAAGGACCCUUUGGCUCUCUCUGUACCCCUCGCUUGGAGAGGGGGCCAUGAUUCAAAAAAAAA
Messenger RNA from Peromyscus leucopus (white-footed mouse), 1551 nucleotides. It is a transcript of the gene Tead2, whose product is annotated as TEA domain transcription factor 2. Bases 106 to 1446 code for a protein of 446 amino acids. The record is from RefSeq and is a predicted model, not a curated record. The transcript is spliced from 12 exons. Gene Ontology annotation, molecular function: DNA-binding transcription factor activity, RNA polymerase II-specific; RNA polymerase II cis-regulatory region sequence-specific DNA binding. NCBI's taxonomy places the organism in Eukaryota, Metazoa, Chordata, Mammalia, Rodentia, Cricetidae. Gene Ontology annotation, biological process: hippo signaling; regulation of transcription by RNA polymerase II; embryonic organ development. Gene Ontology annotation, cellular component: transcription regulator complex.